Aspergillus eucalypticola CBS 122712 is the source of this 2277-nucleotide messenger RNA. RefSeq names its product protein ergS (gene ergS). The record is from RefSeq and is a predicted model, not a curated record. Gene Ontology annotation, molecular function: aminoacyltransferase activity. NCBI's taxonomy places the organism in Eukaryota, Fungi, Ascomycota, Eurotiomycetes, Eurotiales, Aspergillaceae. Bases 1 to 2277 code for a protein of 758 amino acids. Gene Ontology annotation, biological process: phospholipid homeostasis. The transcript is spliced from 4 exons.
AUGACCUCUUCUACCACCCGCAAGCAGAAGAAGCCCCAGCAGUCCAACCGCAAGGUGCUGCUGGCCGACACCGUCGGACAGACGCUGUACGAGCGUCUCCUACAAGCCCGACUCGACUGUCCCAUCGCCCACUGGGCGCCUGUGCACCAUCCUCUGGCUCCUCAGCCCUCAUCCACCAUCAACUGCAACCUCAGCAUCAACAGCACCAGCACCAGCACCCUCACCACCUCCCCAUCAGCCUCUACCUCCGACAUCAAAAGCAUCCCCUCCAGCCGCACCAGCCAUGACUCGCUCCACAAACCCUCAUCAUCAUCCUCAUCACUCCCACCCCUCCCUUCCAACCGCAUCAUCACUCUCGGCGGACCCUGCACCAACCUCAACACCCUCACCACCAUCGCCCACUUAGCCGCCAAAUACAGCCAGGUCUCGCACAUGUCCCUGCUCGACCCCAGCUACACCGUCUUCCUCAACACCACACACACCGCCGCGCUCUGCUUCAAAGUCGUACACCAAACAGCCAUAGUCGCCGGCGACCCCAUCAGCUCGGAAGAAAACAUCCCAUCUCUCCUCUCCGAAUUCAAAACCUAUCGCAAAUCACACCUCCUCGGCAUGGCCUUCCUCGGCGCCAGCCCACGUCUCACACACUACGCUCAAACCCAAAGCCAAACCCAGACCACUACGAAAAACAACUGGACAAUGCUCCACUUCGGGACCUCACGCGUCCUCAACCCCACCACCAACGCCCUCCUCAACGAAUCAACCGGAAAGCGUCUCAUUUUACAAAACAAACAACUCCUCAACCCGAAUAAAGGCGGUAUAACCCUGGACAUAUACAUUCCCGGCAGCAAUCCCACAUUAGAAAAAGACCUCCAGGAAAUAUACACAACAUGGCGCACUACCCGCAACACCUCAUCUACCCCCCAAGCCUUUAUAACAGAAUACACCUCCCCCUUCUCAUCGACUCUCCUCCCCUCCCUCAUGACCUACAUCUACGCCAAGGAUAAGAACGGCGUGCCGCUAGCUUUCGCAGCCCUGCGCUUCUGCGGCGCUAACAACGGAUACCAUAUCGAUCCGUGCGUGGCGCUACCGACGGCUCCCAAGGGACUGACAGACCUGUUGAUGUUCGCUGCGAUGGCGCUGUGUCGGCAUGCCGGGGUGGGGUAUUUGAGUGUGGGCUUUGAGCCAUUAGAGGAGUUGGGCGAGGUCAAGGGGCUGAGGGGCCCGUUAGAGCAUUUGGCGAGAGGGGCAUAUCGGUUUGCGUUUAAGCGGUUGCCGUCGAUCCAGGGGAAGAAAGCGUAUUAUGAUAAGUGGAGGACGGAGGAGGGGUUGGAGGAGAAGUUGUUUUUGGUGUUGACGGGGGCCGGGGGUGGACUGGGGGUCGUGGCGGUGACGCAUGUUGCGAAUAUCAACAACCCGGGUCUGGACAGUGGCAGACAUGAUGCUGGCGACGAGCUCCUAAUUUAUUCUAAUAUAGAGAAGGACGUAGAAAUUCUUCUUCCAUGGGUCUAUGACCAAGCCAACAUUGCCCGGGGGACUCACUUGUUCGACUGGCCCGACGAGGAUCAUGAAUUUCGCUUCCUGUUCGAGCAGUUUUUCGCUUACCAGACUGCUCUUACCCCCAAAUCAUCUUGUUCCAUUGGCCCUAUAACAUCCAAAGGGGAGAUUACGCUGCCCCGGAUGAACUGGAAGGUGGCGGGGCGAGAGUCCCAUCGCUAUUUCGUUUCCUCACAGGGCUUCAUACUACGGAUUUUGAUGCAGAUGGUCCAUAGGAAGCUCAAAAGAGUCAUGAAACCCGAACAGACGCAGGGUCUGGAGAUUCGGUCUCCUAAUUUGAUAUCAUCAUCCAAGUAUGUAAUAGGGCGUCAAAUGUAUGUCAGCAGGCCGGUGGGUCAGGUGACAGUUGGUCCCGGUGACGAUUCACUGCCGAUUAUCUCUUAUACCGGGUGGUUCGAGGGACAGACCUGGGAGGAGUUCGUUGGGGAAGUUCUCAGUGUCAUGCUUGGCCAGCUGGCAAAAACUUUUACCAUUCACAAGCAUGAUCAGGGGCUGCAGGAUCAGGAGAUCUUCGUGAUUGGCUUUUAUGGCCCUCAUAUUUACAUCGCCCGUGGGCAUUUUCCUACUGAUGAAAUCAGCAGGGUGCAUUCGAAAGGAUUAUCGGGCAACGAAUCCUUCGAACUGGAAUUCACGAGAGGGUAUAAUCCUUGCCAGAAGGAUGAUUGGCAAGAGGCUAUGCGGGCGCUGACAAGGCUGUUUCUAUACCUCCUGAGUGGAACUUAA